UAAUAAGCACAGGUUCACCUUCAUAAUUCAUUGGUAGCGGUAGUGAGGCCAAAAGUUCAAACCGUAGAGCGGAGAAUAAAGAAUUUCGGGCAUGAAAGAUAAAGAAGAUUACGAGAGCGAAGAGAAAAAGCAAGCCGCUGCUGAUGUUUUGUUUCAGUAUUCAAAAUUUGUGAUGGCAUGUAUUGGAAAUCAAGUUCGACCUUGUGACUUGAGAUUGCAUUUAAUGAAGGAGAUUUCUGGGAUGCCAACUUCUCUGAAGAGAGAAUCAUCCCAGGCAGCAGCUUCUCCUGAUGCAAUGGGGGAGUCAUCAAGCUCAGGUACAGCUAGAAUUGAUAAACCAGACAGGGUUUUUGGCAGCCCCGAUGCAUAGAGUUCUUGUUCUGUUUGAGAGAUUUGUAUAAUUGGAGAAUGUCACAUAGCAGAAGUUGAUGCUUUAUUUCAUAUGUGGAUGUUUGGAUGACUUUCUAUGUGUAAAUUCUAAUGCCUAGUUUAUUCUUUCGUCAACAAAUUUCUUGCUCGAGAAAGCAUAACCCGUGUGUAAGUUUGAUUGUAAUAAUAAGCUUGGUUGGGUUUGGCUAAU
Messenger RNA from Quercus lobata, 580 nucleotides. RefSeq lists its product as uncharacterized. The record is from RefSeq and is a predicted model, not a curated record. Lineage: Eukaryota; Viridiplantae; Streptophyta; Magnoliopsida; Fagales; Fagaceae. The transcript is spliced from 3 exons. Bases 92 to 370 code for a protein of 92 amino acids.